This is a messenger RNA of Tetranychus urticae (two-spotted spider mite), 3215 nucleotides long. The record is from RefSeq and is a predicted model, not a curated record. NCBI's taxonomy places the organism in Eukaryota, Metazoa, Arthropoda, Arachnida, Trombidiformes, Tetranychidae.
AUGAAAAUCGAUCUCAACUUUUCUUUUUUACUUUGUUUUCUUUUCUUCAUCAACUCAAUUCAUUGUGAUGACUUCAAAUGCCCAGAAAAGGGUAAAGUUGGUGAAUUGAAAGUUCCAGAUGUUACCAGUUUGAUUGAUGAACAAAAUGGUUAUCAUGCUUCUGUUGAAGUUGUUAAACCAACUCGAAAAAAUUUAAUCCAUGAUUAUUAUCAUCUGGAAAAUAAAUUUGGCUUUAUUGACUUGGAAGCAACCAUCCAAGAUAAAAUUAACCAACGUUAUUAUUAUCAUUCGACAGACGAAAAAAUUGAUGUCCAAGGAGAUACAUGCAAUAGUUGGAACUUGACCCAGAAUGAGAAAAUGGAAUUGAUCAAAGAUUGGUUUGAACCAAAAGAUAUUGUCGCUAGUUCAGAAAUGUUCAAAGAUUUGGUUCAUUUGGGACCAACAGGGUUAAUGAUUUAUGCCAACAGUAUCAGUGAUAAAGCUUCCUUCAUAGGAUCUGAGCUGAUUGAAGGUCGUGCUGUUAAUCACUGGUUUUAUUGUACCAAUUCUGAUGGACCUUACAUUGACUUUUACUUUGAUGUUAAAACUUCAUUGCCUUAUCGGUUCUCGUUGUAUUAUCCUGAAUGGAUUGAAACUCAGGAGGCGAUUUCAAUUGAAGGUAAAAUAGUUAAAAAGCAAGUUGAUUCCGAGUCAAAACAUGUUUACAACUUUUACUCGUUCAAACCGCUGGUCAUAUCGACAGUUGAUACCAUUCCAUAUCCAUUGGGUUAUGGAUGUGUGCGUAAAGGUGCUCGUUCAUCUACUCCAUUACCAGAUUUUAGUCAAGUUGAAGAGUUUGCUAUGGACAUGGAAGCGAUAAUCACCUACUCUGAUCGUGACCCUGUCAAAUCAACGUGUCGCGUAAUGAAACGAGGUGAUGUUAUUUCAUACGAAAUCCAAGAAGAAACUGAAAUGGUUCGUUCCAUUGAAAUGCCACCUCCUUUGGGACGAUUUCUAGUUUAUGAACACACCGGUCGAUGCCGUCAUUAUACAUCAUAUUAUUCUUCGGGUGUUAAACUUAUCACUGAUUGGCCUUUAAAUCAAGCUAGUUCUUACAAUCUAUUGUACUAUUUGGUAAUGAAACCGCCUGAAUACCGUAUACCCACGACUUUUAUCGCUGAAAUACCUUUAGGACCUUUUCGAGUGAAAGAAUACAGAGCAGAAAACUUCUUCACAAAUAGAUUCGAUGCCAUUGUCGACUACUAUUAUACAAAGAAUGCCAGUGCUUAUGUCCCAGAUAAAGUUAUAUUUACCAAAAGCACUGCUCGUGAAAUUUUUUUCGGUCUCAGGGAUCCUCCAACUCAGGUUGAGGUAACCAUAAUCAAUUACAAAGAUCGUUACAUUGACUAUGAAGAUCGAUUCGAUGUUUCUGCUUGUUAUGAAGAACCUGGAAGCUAUACUUGGUUUCAACUCUUAUUUUCAAAUCCUUCGCUGAGUCAAUUCAAUAUGGAAACAAUUAAGGAAUCAACAGAAGAAUACUUGACUUCAUUCAUCCCAAUAACUCGCAUCGGUGAAAUUCAUGCACAGCAAGUUUAUUCAAAUGUAUAUGUUACUGUUAAACUUUAUGAUCGUGUACCUUUAAUUGAUGCUUACACUAGUUUGAAUCUUUAUACACUUACCAAUCCUUCAAAUAUUGUGCAAAGAUUCAAGCUCGACGAUUGUGAACAACUGUGCAGUGCAAAUCCUGACUGUGACACCUUUAGUUAUUGUGACAAUUAUGAUUGUUCAAUAUCAACAAAGUCUUACACAGAGAAAGAAUACAAACGAGACUGCAAAGUUUAUAUUAGAGAAAUAGGGGAUUACUCAGUUACUCAGUUCGUCGAUCAAAAUUAUUUGUCGACAAUGUCACACGUGUUGCAAAAGAUAAGGAAUAAAGUCUCAGCAGGCGAAUUUCGUUUAGACUGGGUCGGCAUAUCAGCUGAAGAUUUGUUCAUUGUGAAUGGACCUGAAGAGAUCGGUGAUAUUUCCCAGGAACUAAUCACAAGUGAUUCCAAUACUGGACCUGCAAGAGCUGAAGAUUUUCCGAUAAUUAAAAUUGAUCGACAGUUGAAGGAAGCACCGUUCAAGAUUGAGAAAGUUACUCUUCAAGAUUGUUUCAUGGCUUGUUUCAAUGAUGAUGAUUGUAACACACUUUCAUAUUGUAUCAAUCAGAAUAAGGAAUGCAUUCUGAGUGGAGAAACACUGAGUUCAUUGAAUGAGACACUUGCAGACAAAACAAACCAUGCAGACGGAUGUAACAUCUAUCAAAAAUCAUUUACGAAUCUAUUCCAUGAGUAUCCUGGAAAAAGUCUAGUUCUGGAUGCUGUCUCAACUAUAUCUGAUGUACCAAUAGCUGAUUGUGCUAAAAGAUGUGCUCUUGCAAAUGAUUUCAGUUGUGAAUCAUUUGAUUAUUGCAAAGACAAUAAGCAACGAAAUGAAUCUGUUUGUUUCUUACAUGUUAACCACAUUGAGAUAGAUAAAGCUCAUCGAAUAAAUGCAACAACCUGGAAGUCGGCUGAAGCUGGAUGUUCCCAUUAUUCAAAAAAAUUUGAACUUGAUUAUGAACAUAAAGUUGGACUUGCAUUGAAAGAAAAUACGAAAGAAUCAAUUGUUGCAACCUUUGACCAUUUAUUACUAGAACACUGUGCUUCCAAAUGCAAUGCCGAUCCUAAUUGUUUUACUCUUGAGUUCUGUGAAACAAUUGAUUACAAUCAAAUUUCCGAUAGCAGUUCUUCAUUGACAAGUUGUUCAUUGACAAACUUGAAACCAAUUAAUGUUAAUCAACCUGGACUAUUUGAAGAAUCAAAAAACAACGCAAUUUGCUCAAUUUACAUAAAUCACAAGAAGAUUGCCGGAAAAAGUAGAACGAAACCACAGCCAACUGAUACACCAUCUGAAUUAUCAACUAGAUCCACUAAUUUUACCUUAACAAUCGGUUUGAGCACAAUAGUAUUUGUAUUGGCAUUUUCUGUUGGAUUUUUUGUAUUUGCAUUUGCUGCUAAAAGAGUCAUUUCAUAGACUAACUUAUCAGAGUAAAACUAAAGAUGAAUGAUCAGGAUUUAUACAAUCUAAAUCAGAAUGGUAUAUUUAUUCAACAUAAUUAUGUAGUUUAUUAAGUAUUGCAGUUGUUUUUCAUUAAGUGAUGUAAACAAUGUAAAGUAGCUCUUCAUCAUACUUUGCAUAAUUCAAUGCUUUUG